Branchiostoma floridae (Florida lancelet) is the source of this 2414-nucleotide messenger RNA. RefSeq names its product arrestin domain-containing protein 17-like. The transcript has 8 exons. Gene Ontology annotation, biological process: protein transport. Bases 332 to 1519 code for a protein of 395 amino acids. Gene Ontology annotation, cellular component: cytoplasm. The record is from RefSeq and is a predicted model, not a curated record. Lineage: Eukaryota; Metazoa; Chordata; Leptocardii; Amphioxiformes; Branchiostomatidae.
AUAACAUAGCAGCCGUUACGGAAUAAAACUGUAGUAUGGUGUGAAAUACGCUAAAAUUUGAUAAAGGUCAUCAAAAGUUUAAUGUACAUGGGUCAUACAUGAUGUACAAGUCACAGCAAACUCAACGAUGCAGUUUCAAGCCCGUUUGUUUAGGUAAGGGUCAAAUGUCAACGUCCUGGAGGGCGUUAGGGGUUGAUUGAACAGGGAUGCAUAUGAAAACAUUGCGGCCACUACUCAAAGACUCCCGUAACCUCUGCUUGAAAGCUUGAAAAAUAUUUGUCAUUGCCUUCUUCAGAUUUAAUAGAUUAACUUUUGACCACCCGAAGACACCAUGCCGGCUCUCAACUCCUUCUACAUCACGUUCGAGAAGAACAUGGACGUGUAUCAAGCUGGACAAGUCGUCAGGGGACAAGUAGAAGUGGAACUGAAUGAAGAUAUGAAGAUGAGAGGGAUCAAACUUUUGAUGAAAGGCUGUGCGCGAUGUCGCUGGGUUGUUUCGACGGGAAAAACAACGAUUGUGUACACCGGCAGGGAAGUGUACUUCGAGAACACGUUACCCCUUUGGGGCCCAGGCGAGGCGCAGUCCGGAGACACCCCUGUACUGCCGGCGGGCAAACACACCUAUCCCUUCCAGUACCAACUCCCCAGUGCAGGCCUGCCUACCUCCUUUGAAAGUUGUUACGGGUACGUGCGCUACUACGCCGAGGCGAUCAUCGACAGACCCUGGAAGUUUGACAAGAAGACCAAGAGGGCCUUCACUGUGCUGGACAUGUAUGAUCUCAACGAGGACCCUAACGCAAUGACACCGUCGGCUGCCCAAGACUCGAAGAAGCUCGGAUUCUGGCCCUUUGCUUCGGACCCGAUCGAACUCCAGGUCCAAACGGACCGAGGAGCGUACUGUCCGGGAGAGAUGGUCAGACUCAGCGGGACUUUGAAGAAUGGUAGCGGCACCGAAAUCAAAGAGACAACCAUUCAACUCAGACAGAAGGCGACAUGCGUCGCUACCUCCCCACACAGGGACAGGAGGCGCCAGCAUAAAACGCUGAGCGAAAUAAAGGCCUUGGGCUGCAAAGCGAAGGACGCUACUGACCUGAGCAGUAUAGCUCUUCCUAUCCCUGCCAUCCCUCCCUCCUCUCAACGAUACUGCAACAUCAUUGACGUGGAGUACAAGGUCAAGUUCAUCGUCAACAUCCCGGGACUGCACACGAACCUCGAUGUGGAGAUGCCGAUCACCAUUGGCUCCAUCCCCCUGAAGAGUUAUUACCCACAAGCCCCUUCUUUCCCCCUACAUCCGGUAGAACAGCCGCCACCUUCCCAUGAGUCUUUGUACCCCGACCUCGGUUUCGCACAGUGGACGUACCCGGCAGCCACUGACCCCAGUGCACCACCCCCGCCUUACUUUGCGGUGUCGACGGAAGGACCUGUAGCACUCGCCGAAGACAAGGAGGACAAAUACACCAUGGGCCCGACGGAGUACGCUCCUAAGUACGCCUACUACGACUGGAGCAAGCACGCUUAGGCUUUGGUCCCAAUUGUAAAAGGGGGUUCUUCCGGGCAGUUCACGGGCUGUUUUGGGGCACUGUCGGGCACUUUGGGACACCUUGCGGCACCCGGGAUAUAAUUGAACAUGGCCGGGACCCGGGUUCAUUUUAAGUCAGAUUUAAAAUGAACCCGGACACGGUAACAAAUAAACGCCGUGACCUACCCUUGGGUUACACCAAGGGGUACCCCAGGUAUCCGGCAGUCACUGGGACAAAUUCGUCGCUUCGGAGCCCGGCUGGGCACCGGUGCAAUUGGGACCUAAGCCUUUGGCUAACGUCACAUUUCCACAAAAGGGGCCCGGUCGAGUUGUGUUGUGGAACGAAAAGUAUGACAUAAAAGACAGACUACAAAAACACCUAACGGACCCAAAAAUUAUUUAACAGGAUGCUUUGUCCACAUUUACUGGCAUAAUUUUUCGUCUCAAACAGCCCGGCCGGGCCCCGGGUAGAAAUGUGACGUAGGCCUUAGGCCUGUCCAUGACGUCUGAAGCAGCCCUCAACGCCUCAAAGUGCCUUGUACAUUUUACCGUUUGUUUAUUUUCACGUCUGUAACAUUUCAAACAGUACUUCUCACAAACAGUAUGCGAAAGAAUGCUGUCACUCCUGUGGUAAUUUUAGUUUGCUGUGAAUAUCUGUAAAUUCAACUGUGUUUGUUUGUUUAUCUGUACGGGUUUUUCGUGAACAAGAUGACGUAAUGUUUUCCUUCUCUUUACGAAUAUUUCACGUCUGCUGAAAGGUAGGAUUUUGUAUAGCGAUCAUCUAUAUACUAUCUAUAGUAUAGAUAAAGUUGAACGGGUUUACAAUCUAUAUCUAGUACGUACCUUAUUCUACUAUAGUGCGAAGCAAAUAUUAAAAGAAUGUUGUUCAACCAUG